AUGUCGACGCCGGAAACACGUAAACACUUCCGCAGGCUCAGUGACGUCAAGAUGCGAUUCCGCAGCCACGGCAGCCGUUUUCAGGGUCUGUUCGUACUUGGCGACUCCAUUCCUGGCUUUGUGUCCGUGUCAGGUUUCGCUGACCUGAACAGCGACGACUUCGAAGAGGUGCAUAUUGACGAUCCUAAAGGGACCACGCUCGCUCUAUUUUACUCAUCCGGGACGACGGGUCAUGCCAAGGGAAUGGAGAUAUCUCAUUACAGUUUGGUGGCAAACUUGUAUAUGACGAAGGUCCUGGUCAGCUACCAGCCUGGAGAUGUCCUUCUCGCCUGGUAUCCGAUAACCUAUGCGUCCGGUUUCAUGUUCAUCCCAGUAGCUGCCUCCACCGGAGCCACAUGCGUCAUAGUACAGCCCGGAUUGACAUUUGAACAGUUCGUGUAUUACGUCAAGAAGUACAAGUUCAUCGACUUGGACACAGGCGAGAAGGUGGGACCAAGGCAAUACGGCGAGCUUUACUUUCGUAUCCCAAGCAUCAUGAAGGGCUACUACAAAAAUCCAGAACUAGUGAAAGAGUUUAUGGACGAUGACGGAUGGUGCAGAUCAGGGGACAUCAUGUACUACGAUGAAGACGGCCGCGUCUACUUCGUGGACAGGAUGAAGGACAUGAUUAAGUGCCUAGACCAGCAGGUGUCGUCCAUUGAGCUCGAAGGCCUGCUGCAGAGCCACCCCAGUGUGGCCGACGCCGCCGUGGUGGGAGUCCCGAAGACCAAGUACGGCGACGCCCCGGCUGCGUUCGUCGUUCUGCGGGUUCCUUCAUCGGAGUCACCCGAGCUGGCGGCCGAACUCAAGGAGCACGUCGCAAGCAAAACUGAAAAAUUCAAGCAUCUCUACGGAGGCCUGGUGUUUGUGGACCGCUUGCCAAGGAACACAAACGGCAAAGUCAUCAAGCAUCAACUAAGGCUUAUGUAUGAGAGGUCGAAGGCGUACUAG
Messenger RNA from Rhipicephalus sanguineus (brown dog tick), 990 nucleotides. Its product is annotated as probable 4-coumarate--CoA ligase 2. NCBI's taxonomy places the organism in Eukaryota, Metazoa, Arthropoda, Arachnida, Ixodida, Ixodidae. Gene Ontology annotation, molecular function: CoA-ligase activity. The transcript is spliced from 6 exons. The record is from RefSeq and is a predicted model, not a curated record. The coding region runs from base 1 to 990 and encodes 329 amino acids.